AGUUAGUGUGGUCACACUACGUUCGUUCAGUGAGAGCAACAGGAAAAGAGCACAAGAGUCCCGUCGGUAGCACCAAUAAAACGCCUUACACCAGAUAACAUGAGACCAGGGUUCAGUCCUCGUGGAGGAAGAGGAGGCUUUGGUGAUCGUGGAGGAAGAGGAGGCUUUGGUGAUCGUGGAGGAAGAGGAGGCUCCGGUGAUCGUGGAGGAAGGGGAGGCUUCGGUGACCGUGGAGGACGAGGAGGAUUCAGAGGAGGAAGAGGUGGAUUCAGGUCCCCAGAAGGUGGAGGAUUUCGUGGCCGUGGGGGCGGCAGAGGCGCCCCGAGAGGGAGGGGCGGCGGCAGAGGAGGCUUCGGAGCAGGGAGGAAGGUCACGGUUGAGCCGCACAGACACGAAGGAGUGUUCAUCUGCAGAGGGAAGGAGGAUGCACUGGUGACCAAGAACAUGGUGGUGGGAGACUCUGUGUACGGAGAGAAGAGGAUCAACGUUGAGGAAGGAGAUGUGAAGAUUGAGUACAGAGCCUGGAAUCCGUUCCGCUCCAAGCUGGCAGCAGCCAUCUUGGGAGGAGUAGACCAGAUCCACAUCAAGCCCGGGUCAAAGGUCAUGUACCUGGGAGCUGCGUCCGGCACCACGGUGUCCCACGUCUCUGACAUUGUUGGACCGGAGGGGCUGGUCUACGCUGUGGAGUUCUCCCAUCGAUCGGGUCGCGACCUUCUCAACGUGGCAAAGAAACGCACAAACAUCAUUCCAAUCAUCGAAGACGCCCGUCACCCACACAAAUACCGCAUGCUUGUUGGCAUGGUGGAUGUGAUUUUUGCUGAUGUUGCCCAGCCUGACCAGACGAGGAUUGUUGCUUUGAACGCUCACAACUUCCUGAAGAACGGAGGACACUUUGUUAUCUCCAUCAAGGCUAACUGCAUAGACUCGACGGCACCUCCAGAGGCCGUGUUUGCCUCAGAAGUGAAGAAGAUGAGCUCUGAGAACAUGAAACCACAGGAGCAGCUCACACUGGAGCCCUACGAGAGAGACCACGCCAUAGUGGUGGGCAUCUACAGACCUGCACCCAAACAGAAGAAGUGAGGCGUGCUGAAGAAGGCUCGGGGAUUUCCAACCACCAUCUUCUUUUUAUUCUUGUCCAUCUCUCUCCUCUCCUGCCUCUCCUACCACGAGACCAGCAAGCGGACUCAAACAUGUCUGGGUUUCCUUCUUUUGACUUUCACUGACCAAGCAUCAGCUGCUUGAGUCUUUCUAUAAACAAUGAGUUUGGGAGCACAUCGCAUAACAGUUGGUUGCCAGAUUGGAGUAUGUCAUGUCAGUAGUGCAAGUUUUCAUAAUAUGUUGAGCUUCACCACCCUUAUUUUCACACCUGUUAUGCACAAGUGAUGCGUAUAUAUCCAACUGAUAAGGAUGUUUCUGUAACUGCACACCAGGAAGACGAGUAGAAAUGAAUGACACUGUAAAUUAUCCAGUCUUGUGUGGUGAGUUGUAAGGGAAUUAUUUUUUUUAAUUCACCUGCUGCUUGCUUGUGAACAGUGUACUUUCUAAGAAGUAUUUCAAAUAACAGAAUAAACUGCUGCAAAGCUUUGUUGAAUGACUUUGAUGCUGUUAAGCAAGUUUAAAUCUCAGCUACAUGGUUUUAUUUUGGCUCCAGUGAGGUUUUUUGUUUGGUCAGUGCUUUUAUUUCGAUUUUUUUAUCUCUUAUUAAUGCUCUCUAUUCUUUUCUUAUAGAAUGUCUUUUUUUCUUUACUGAUUACCGCCUUUUUAUCUGGGCGCUUCUGAAUCCAGAUAGCUCAACCCCGGUUUGGUACGGAUAUCCCAACUAGCCACACACCAGAUGGCUGGUGUUGGUGUACAAUACGACAUCUGUCAGAACUUGUCUACGGGCUUAAUGUGUACUUAUUGCACAAUACCCACACUUAGUUAAGGACCCUUAAUGCUGAUCUGUUUAGCGGUAAGGUGUAAACGUGUGUACAGACAAAUAGAGAUGGUGCCUUUUCUCCACUCUGACAUGUAGUUUGAUAGCAGAAUCCUUUGUGUUCACAGAGUAUGAAGGAGAGCGGUUGUAAUUUGCAACAAUGUAUGCUUUGAACAGUUUAUAUAUUUGUUUUUUGACAUAUAAUGGCAACUUUGUUUUAAUAAAAUGUUUGAUUGCUA
Molecule: messenger RNA, 2154 nt
Organism: Anarrhichthys ocellatus (wolf-eel)
Lineage: Eukaryota; Metazoa; Chordata; Actinopteri; Perciformes; Anarhichadidae
Gene: fbl
Product: fibrillarin
Exons: 9
Coding region: 100-1080 (326 amino acids)
Biological process (GO): rRNA methylation; box C/D sno(s)RNA 3'-end processing
Cellular component (GO): Cajal body; small-subunit processome; nucleolus
Molecular function (GO): rRNA methyltransferase activity; histone H2AQ104 methyltransferase activity; RNA binding
Source: RefSeq, a predicted model, not a curated record